Molecule: messenger RNA, 455 nt
Organism: Paramecium pentaurelia
Lineage: Eukaryota; Ciliophora; Oligohymenophorea; Peniculida; Parameciidae
Source: the annotation of a GenBank genome assembly
AUGCUUAAAAUAUUGCUUAUUGUGAUAUAAUUAAAAUUGUUAUAUUUUCACUCUGCUUUAAAUGGAAGUUAAUACAUUAAAUAUUUUGCUCGUCUGCACAUGAUGCAAUAUUUGGAUGCUUUUUAUCAGUCUUAAACUUAACAAGCGCUUAAUGGUAAGCUGAUAUUUAUUGAAAAAAAGAAUAUUAUAUACAAUAAAUGUAUGACUAAAGUAAAUAUAUAUAAAAUGAUGAAUAGUAUGUAGAAUUUGUGGUAAAUUUUAUAUUGGAACUUUACAAUAAUAUUAAUAUUGGGCCUUUUGUCAAAGUGCUUUAUAAUGGAGAGUAUGUUCCAAUAUCAUUAGAUUUUGUAAAACUUGUCAAUAUACAAGAUUUCGUUCAAUUAUAACAGCUUAAUUAGUAGAUUAUCAAAAAUUAUGUAUUGAAUCAAAUAAUUAGACAGAUCGAGUAUUUAUGA